This is a messenger RNA of Pan troglodytes (chimpanzee), 1278 nucleotides long. RefSeq names its product thrombospondin type 1 domain containing 8 (gene THSD8). The record is from RefSeq and is a predicted model, not a curated record. NCBI's taxonomy places the organism in Eukaryota, Metazoa, Chordata, Mammalia, Primates, Hominidae. Bases 90 to 437 code for a protein of 115 amino acids. The transcript is spliced from 9 exons.
ACUGCACCUGCCCGCGUGGGUAAUGCGCCCGCCGCAGACUCCGCGCACGACUCCGCCUGGGAGCGCGCUGGGGGCCGUUGGAGUCCAGCAUGGCCCGGACCCCGGCGGCGCUGCUGCUGGCGCCUCUGCUACUCCUGCAGCUGGCGACCCCUGCCCUGGUCUACCAGGACUAUCAGUACUUAGGGCAGCAGGGCGAAGGUGACACCUGGGAGCAGCUGAGGCUGCAGCAUCUAAAGGAAGUCGAGGACUCAAUCCUUGGCCCAUGGGGAAAGUGGCGGUGUCUCUGCGACCUGGGCAAGCAGGAGCGCAGCCGCGAGGUAGUGGGCACAGCGCCGGGCCCGGUUUUCAUGGACCCGGAGAACCUGAUCCAGUUACGGCCCUGCCGGCAACAGGAUUGUCCAUCCUGCAAGCCCUUCGACUGCGACUGGAGGCUCUGAGCCCGGGCCCCAUGGUCUACGCCAUCUGUUAUUGUCCCCUGUCUCGCCUGGCAGAUCUGGAGGCGCUGAAAGUGGCAGACUCAAAGACCCUGUUGGAGAGCGAGCGGGAAAGGCUGUUUGCGAAAAUGGAGGACACGGACUUUGUAGGCUGGGCGCUGGAUGUGCUGUCUCCAAACCUCAUCUCUACCAGCAUGCUUGGGCGGGUCAAGUACAACCUGAACUCCCUGUCACAUGAUACAGCCACUGGGCUUAUACAGUAUGCAUUGUACCAGGGCGUGAACGUCACCCAGGUAUUCGUGGACACCGUAGGGAUGCCAGAGACAUACCAGGCGCGGCUGCAGCAAAGUUUUCCCGGGAUUGAGGUGACGGUCAAGGCCAAAGCAGAUGCCCUCUACCCAGUGGUUAGUGCUGCCAGCAUCUGUGCCAAGGUGGCCCGGGACCAGGCCGUGAAGAAAUGGCAGUUCGUGGAGAAACUGCAGGACUCGGAUACUGAUUAUGGCUCAGGCUACCCCAAUGAUCCCAAGACAAAAGCGUGGUUGAAGGAGCACGUGGAGCCUGUGUUCGGCUUCCCCCAGUUUGUCCGGUUCAGCUGGCGCACGGCCCAGACCAUCCUGGAGAAAGAGGCGGAAGAUGUUAUAUGGGAGGACUCAGCAUCCAAGGAUCAGGAGGGACUCAGGAAGAUCACAUCCUACUUCCUCAAUGAAGGGUCCCAAGCCCGUCCCCGUUCUUCCCACCGAUAUUUCCUGGAACGCGGCCUGGAGUCUGCAACCAGCCUCUAGCAGCUGCCUCUAUGCGCUCUACCUGCUUCCCCAACCCAGACAUUAAAAUUGUUUAAGGAGAA